This is a messenger RNA of Tilletiopsis washingtonensis, 1340 nucleotides long. RefSeq lists its product as hypothetical. The transcript is spliced from 2 exons. The record is from RefSeq and is a predicted model, not a curated record. NCBI's taxonomy places the organism in Eukaryota, Fungi, Basidiomycota, Exobasidiomycetes, Entylomatales. Bases 22 to 1272 code for a protein of 416 amino acids.
CCAUCUCGCAGCUCGCCCACCAUGGCGGCGCCUCCACCCAGCGACGGCAGCAAGGGCAAGGGCAAGGCGCCCGCGGCUGCAGACGCGCAACCGCCCGCCUCAAGCCGCUCGUCGGCACCGCUCCUCUCGUACCUGCCCAGCGCCGCCGACCUCGCCUCGCUCAUGGCCGGGCAGGGCAAGCCGGGACUGCAGCUGCCGCAGGGCCAGAGCGCCGCAGCGCACGAGCUCGGCGCCGACGCACGGAGCUCUGCAAGUGCCAGCGCACGGGCUGGCCAAGCCGGUUCGGGCCGCAGCGCGUUCCGAGAGGCCAACGCGGAGAGAGCCUCGCACUCUGGCGAUGCAGAGAUGCAGGCAUUUGCCGCAGGUGCAAGCGCGAGCGCAGAGGAGGCCUGGAAGCCCGGACAGCUGCAGCGCGAGCUCUACGUCGGGCCAUACGCAUCCAGCUCGGCGCUCGACGCCGCCUUCCACCAGCACGUGCGUGCCUCUGAGGUCGAGCCGAUGCGCUCCGCCACGAGGCAGCCGCAGCGGACAGCACUGGAGGCAAGGACUGCCCCACACUGCGAGCCGCGCUGCGAUGAGAUGCAGAUGGCAUGGGACGGAGCAGCAGCACCGGCGACGGUGUCCAGCAGCGCGAGUGCGCCCCUUGACUUCAUGUCUGCGCUCGACGCCGAGGAGAGCGACGAAGUGUUGCAUCCCGCGCCUUCAAUACCCACCGAUGUGCCGCCCGGGCUAGCGAGCGAAUGGCGGCCACCGUCUCCGAGCCGGCCGCCAGAGAUGACGGCCGAGCAGUUCCUGAUGCACCGCGACUUGGCACAUGCGCAGGACGACGACAUCCCGACGCUGGCAGCGCCCACUGCGCGUGCCGAUGCGCUCCACAACGUCAUCGGCUCGCGUGCUGCCGAGCGCGUGCGGCCGGCAGACGACUUGCCUGGGCAGGGCGUGUACGCACCAACGCCCGAGGAGGCGUUUGCCGAGAUACUGGGAGACGAGAGCCAGACGAAGCAGGAGAAGCACGGCGCCGUCAAGAGUCUCCGGACCUGGCUGGGCCCCGGCAGCUACGUCGAUGAGGUCUUUGGGUUCCCGCUCCUCUCGCGCACGCUGCGGGAGGCAUCGAGGUCCGUGGCGCAAGACCCGGACCUCCAGGCGCGCGCUGUGGCCCGCCUCGAGGCGCUCACGCGGCACCUGAGCCUCUCUGGCUUGCGGCCGGGCGAGGCGAGCAACGCAGCGACAGCAGAGCGCUGGCUGCAGCAGCGCGUGGACGGUGGGGAAUAGAUUGUGCAGUUGAGCAGAGUGUACAUGCAUGUGUCCUUGCGCACCAGGCAUCCAGUGAACGAGGCGGC